Molecule: messenger RNA, 1059 nt
Organism: Lactuca virosa
Lineage: Eukaryota; Viridiplantae; Streptophyta; Magnoliopsida; Asterales; Asteraceae
Source: the annotation of a GenBank genome assembly
AUGGCUAAGACAAGGAGCAUGACUAAAAACCAGAACAAUGGUAAUGCAUCUAGAACAAAAAAAAUCAAGAUUUGUGACAAUGGUGGUGUGGCACCUUGGUCUGAUCUUGCUGAUGGUGUGCUUUUAUUAGUUAUGAUGCAACUUGGAGUCAUUGAUUUUCUUGCAUUCAGAGGAGUUUUCAAGUCAUGGAGAUCACUUGCACUCUCCAACAAGAACAAGUUUAUGGCGUCCAAACCACCAAUGUUUGUAUGUACCUCUUCUCAUUCUUAUAAGAACGCAUGCUACUUAGAGGACUUUGAAGGAAGAAAGUUGAAAACAAUCCUUCCCCCUUCUGCUGGCAGGACAUGUAUCGGUGGAACUUGUGGUUACUUGAUCUUGUAUUGUAAGAAUACGCGUGACUUCUGGCUUGUGAAUCCUAUCACAAGGCAUGAACUUCAUUUACCUGAUGUCCCCUUAUAUGUCUUUCGAGGCUAUGAACCUGUCAGGGCUAUCCUUGUCUAUUCACCUUCAUUAUCUGAGUGGGUGUUUGUUAUUGCAGAUACUUUUUAUCAUGAAAUAUGGUUUUCCAUAGUGGGUAAACGAGAAUGGACUCAUGUUUCCACCCCUUUUAUCAUUCAUGAUGUACAUGCUUUCAAGGGGAAGAUAUAUACCCUACUCCGUUAUUUUCGUCAAGAAUGGCAUUUAUGUGAAGUGAGACUCUUUUCGAAGCCCAAUUUGACGUUACUUGUAACCAAGAAGUUUCAAAAGUUAGGCUUUUAUGAUCUAGAGCUUGCAAGUUAUGAUCAAAAGCUUUAUGUGGUGGAUCCAUUUUUUAUACAACCGAUAUAUGAAAUAGAUUUUGAGGAACUGAAAUGGGUGUCACUUGAAAAGACAAGGGAAGAAUAUACAUUUUUUCAUAACAACUACUUGAAGCGUGAUACUGCUGUUAUACCAUAUCAUCGGUCAGAAUAUGGGAGAUAUGAACUAGACACUAAGAAAGGUGGAAAAGGCAGGUUCUUGUAUGCAAACAUGUGGCACUUUGUUCAUGACUGUUUGGAUGUUAAUCACCUACAUGAUUGA